Molecule: messenger RNA, 1839 nt
Organism: Paramecium tetraurelia
Lineage: Eukaryota; Ciliophora; Oligohymenophorea; Peniculida; Parameciidae
Exons: 2
Source: RefSeq, a predicted model, not a curated record
AUGUUAUCCAACGAUCGUCAAAAUUUUGUAAAGCUUGUUAGAAAUCCAUAAAUAAAUGCAAUUUAAUAGUUAACAUAAUUAGUUACUUAAGCUAGUCGGACAAAAAGCACUAUAUAGCCCUCCACCAAAAGAGUAGCUGAGGUAUAAAAAUGCGAGAAAACUGAUAAAUAAGAGAAAAUUAUAUAUACAACCAGAGAAAUCAACUCAUAACAAUCUCUUAGGAAUUAUUUCGAUAACUCCACUUGUAAAAACAACAAAGAAAAUUAACCAUCCAAAAAACAUUUGUAUUAAGAAAAUAGAUCACAAACACCAAUGGCUUAAAAGAGCCCAAUUGUAAUUAAUACUAGAGGAAGAGGUUCUGUUAGUCCUUUAAGAUGUGUGUAAUAAAAUCAGACAUCCAAAAGCCAAAAUAAAUCAGCAUUUAAGUAGCCUGAAGACCCUUAAAUUAUGGAUAUGGUUGAUAAUCUAAAAUAAAAUAUUCUUAGAGACUUAUAAGAAGUAACUAAAAGGUAUCAAUCCAAUACUCCUAAACCUGUGGAAAUGCUCCAAAAAUAAAACCAAAAAAUCAAGCAUAUAUUAGAAUAUAAGGAAACUUAGAUAAAAGUUCCUUAUUUUGACUAUUCCAGCCAAAAGAGCAUAAAACACCCAGAAAUUUUCUAUUCUGAGGAAAACUCAUAAAUUAAAUCAUAAUUUCUAGAAUAAUAAUCGUAAAUUUUAUAGUAGCAGUUGGAAAUUAUAAAAUAAUAAUAAGAAGCAUUAAGACAAUAAUAAGUAUCAGUUUUAAACAGCAAGACAAAUUUGAAUAGUUUUUAUAAUCAAAUGAAAAAAUAACAGAAUGAAAGUAUUGAGGAUAUUUAUGGGAAAUCACAAUUUACAAUAAGCAACUUAUCAUCAAUUAUUCCAGUUGAAGUGUCAGCAAAUUAAAAUAAGAAAAUUAAUGUCUCCUUUGAAAGUAGUUUGGAAUAAAAUCCCAUUAAUUUAUAAUUUGAGAUGGUCUAAGGAAAUGAUUGUAGAACAACCUUUGGUCCUUCUUAAUUGGAGUCUCUGAUAAAAUCCCCAAAGCAAGUAGAACCAGAAUUAUUUAGUGAAUAACAGGUUAUGAAAGAAACUGUCAAAUAUGUUUAAUUAGAUAAUAGUUAAGGUAAGGUUUCAUCGGCAAAAAGAUAUAGUAAUGAUGAGUAAGAAUUGGUUCAAUAGUAAGAACUGAUUGAAUAAGUGCCACCUCCUUCUGCUUUCUCAAAUAAGUCGAAUAGAUAUGAUCAACUAAUGCAAAACUUUUAGAGUCUUCGGAAAUUAAGUAGAGAACCUAGUUUUGUAAUAGAAACAAAGAAGUCUGUUCAAAUGAAUGAGCUUAACCAUAUCAGUGACUUCGCUAUAAUGGGAAGUCAAAGAGAAAGCAUAGCCCUAUGCCAGACUAAAUUAAUCACUUUUCAAGAGGUAAAUAAUAGUCAAGAGGAAUGUGUAUAAUCUCCAACUUCACUUUUAGGUAAGUAAUAAGUAUUAACCUUCGAAUAAGAGCUUAAUUAAAAGUCUCUGUAUUCAAAUUAAUCGCAAUUUGAUUAACGAUCGAUCUAAUAAUUAUUAUAAAAAUCUAGUUUAUCUUAAUAAUAGGCGUCUUCUUUUUAAAAAUAAUCGAUAUCCAUAUAGCAAAGUACUGAAUAGACCAACAGAAUACUUGAGAGUAUUAGAUCGAAUGAGAGCUUUAAAUAAAGAACUGCAAGCUUUACUGAAUUUUUAAAAGUAAAAGAUGAAUUACCAAUAAAAAUUACAAAUGUUUAAAAAAUAUCCUUAAGACCUGGAAUAAGUUUCCUGUAAUAUAAACAAUAAAAUAAAUAUUGA